This is a messenger RNA of Linum tenue, 2353 nucleotides long. NCBI's taxonomy places the organism in Eukaryota, Viridiplantae, Streptophyta, Magnoliopsida, Malpighiales, Linaceae. The record is from the annotation of a GenBank genome assembly.
AUAGGUUUUUCUGCUCUAUAUUUAUUUAUUUAUUUAUUUAUUCUUCAAUAAAUCAUUUUCCUGCAAAGCUACCUUUCCCGCCGUCCCUUCCUGAAACCCGAGGAUCCCAUUUCUUCCCCUUACCCCAUCUCCGCCGGCAUCCCCACAGCCGCUCACCGCUCUCUCUUUGCUUCCUAUCCAUUUUCCCUCCACCAACCAAUCGAAAUUUCACGACUUGUUCAGUUUUGAGUCAAUCAUUCAAUCAGCGCCUUUUCAGUUCACCCGGAACCCUAAACCCAGUUUCUCCGGUGAGUGGACUUCAAAUUCCAGACCAAUUUGUUUGCAAAGGUCUUAUCUUUUUCUCUUCCGGCGUAUUGGGCUGGCGAUUCCAACUGGAAAUUCAUCUUCCCCGGCUUCGGAAUUUGUGCUUAAAUGGAAAAUGAAGCAACCGCUGCCCUGAUCGUGAUACCCAAGCUCCAGAAGCUAUCGGAUGCUGCAGAGGAAGAAGAAGAAAGGGGAGAGAGGGGAGGGAUCGAAUUGAAGAGCUUGAGAUUAUGCCUCAAGUUGUUGUGCGUGGAGGAUCAAUCCAAACUCUGGACGGCGUGUCUGUCGUGGUCGGUGUUCUUCCUUCUCGCCAUUGUCAACCCGAUCGUCUCCCACUUUCUCCUUCUAUGCGCUGAUUGUGAUCAAGAGCAUCAGCGGCCUUACGACUCCGUGGUGCAGCUGUCACUAUCUGUUUGUGCUAUCAUUUCUUUCCUCUGCCUGUCUUAUUGGUCUCGCAAGUAUGGGUUCCGGAAGUUUCUGUUUCUGGACAAGUUGGAUGAUGAGAGCCCCCGGAUUCGGCGAGGAUACCAGCAGCAGCUCAAGAGAUCAAUGAGGCUUCUCUGCACAUUUGUGCUGCCAUGUUUUGCGGUUGAGAGCGCGUACAGAAUAUGGUGGUAUGCUACAGGAGCCUUCGAGAUACCCUAUCUGGAGAAUGUGUACUUGAGCGACAUAGUCAUUUGUACAUUGCAACUGGCCAGCUGGGUUUACCGCAUCUCGAUUUUCAUCCUGGUCUGCAUUCUAUACCGGGUCAUUUGCCAUCUCCAGAUACUCAGACUGGAGGAGUUCGCCGACUUCUUUCAGACUGAGAGUGAGGUUGGCUCGAUCUUGAAAGAGCACCUCAGGAUCAGAAGGAACCUGAGGAUUAUCAGCCAUCGGUUCAGAAGGUUCAUUCUCUUGUCUCUGCUGUUGGUCACCGCUAGUCAGCUGAUGUCAUUGCUUGUCACUACUCGGUCCUCUGCUACUAACAACAUCUACGAGGCUGGAGAACUAGCGCUCUGUUCUAUUAAUCUGGUGAUAGGGCUAUUCAUAUGCUUGCGAAGUGCUACGAAGAUCACCCACAAAGCACAGGCCAUAACUAGCCUCGCCGCCAAGUGGCACGUCUGCGCUACUAUCAACUCAUCAUACGAUCCAAACGUGGCGGAUGGCAAUACUCCAACCAGCCAUCGGGUAUUUUAUCCCAGCUGUGGUCAGGUGCACCCCAUCAAUAUUGACUGGGUUUUGGAUGAAGAUGGAGAUGAUAAAGAAGAAGAAGAUGAUGAUGACAACUCUGACAGCUCCAACAUGGUGCCGAUUUUUGCACAUACAAUCUCUUUUCAAAAGAGACAAGCUCUAGUGACUUAUCUAGAGAACAACAAGGCAGGAAUGACGGUAUUUGGGUUCAUGAUGGAUAGAUCAUGGCUUCACACCAUAUUUGGAGUUGAAUUAGCCCUCCUCCUGUGGUUGCUUAAUAAGACAAUAGAAUUCAAAGAGUAUAUGAAACAGAAACUUGUACUACUUGUUCUGCUGAUCUCAACGAGUUCUAAUGAAAUCAAUCACUUAUCCGGAAAAGCAAACAUCUUCGUGUACUAUCUCGAUGAGUUGGACUUGAAAGAAGCAGUCAAAGCAGGUGGACGCUUGAGUGCUAGCUUGCACAUCAUGAGAGAACUUGCAGACUGACGAUGCUGCAAAUCAAAGACGCCAAGGCUGUUCCAUGCUUAUUGUCGUUUGCUGUUUCCUGUAACUGUUAGUGUACAGUGUAUAGCUUUUACGCAUCGAUAUAAUCCAGACCCAUGUAUGAUUGUAUAUCUGCACGUAUUUUACUUAGCUGAGUAACAGCUAAUAUAAAUUUUGUACGGCUUGAGGCAAAACAGCGUGUAUGUAUUUUGGUGUAUGCAGAAGUAAUGAAGUAUUGUAUAUUCUUACAGAUAUGCCAUCUCGUUCCAUUUGGAGUCGCAUAUAAAGAUUGGGAUGUUUAUUAUUGGGUACGUGGUUUUUGCAUCUCAAAAUUUUAUUUAUCUCUUUAGUAUGAUCGAUUCUGACAUUUUGAAGUGGCAAUGUGGCAUUUGAUAAU